CCUCCUCUUCCUCCUCCCUUCAGCCAUAUAAAAGUUUUCAGCUUGUUGAGUCUCCAGUUUUACGCACGCCAGGAUGGAAAGCCUCCUCGGUGCGCUCCCCGCUCUUCCUCCCGCUCACGCCGACCUCCUCCUCCUCCUCCUCUUCCUCCUCCUCAGCAGCAGCAGCAGCAGCGCGCAGCUCCCCGGCGGACCCGGUGUGAACGUCUAGAGGCGGCUCUUCGGUUCUGGACUGGCAGGAUGCCCCGGCGGGACGCGGCUCCGCUCCCUGUGAGGAACAUGUUGACGGGACGUCUGGAAGCGGGUUCGGGCUGACUCCAGAGCGCCACCAGAGCGCGGUUCCGUUUGCGUCCGGCUCCAGAGGACCUGUGUAGGAUGUGAUUCCCCCCCACUGGUUCCACUCACUCAGAAAAUGAUUAACUGUCUCCUCCGACUGGCUCUGCUCCUGGCUUGCGUCCUCUCCGCGCGCUGCGGCGCCGCGCCCGAAGCCGAGGCGGCGGCGGCGGCGCACCCGGAGUCCUGCGCGUCCUGCGCCGCGUCCGCGCGCCUGGAGGAGCCGGAGCCAGGACGCGUGGACGGGGACUUCCUGGAGGCGGUGAAGAGGCACAUCCUGAGCCGCCUGCAGCUGCGGCAGCGGCCCAACAUCACGCACCCGGUGCCCAGGGCGGCCAUGGUGACGGCGCUGCGCAAGCUGCACGCCGGCAAGCUGCGCGACGACGGCCGCGUGGAGAUCCCCAACCUGGACGGGCACCCGAUGAGCAACGAGGUGCUGGAGGAGAGCUCCGAGAUCAUCAGCUUUGCCGAGAAAGAUGACCUGGUCACCUCCAGGUCCAGCCUGUUCUUCCUGAUCUCCAACGAGGGCAACCAGAACCUGCGCGUGACCCAGGCCACCCUCUGGCUCUACUUCAAGCUGCUGCCGACCGGCGGCGAGCCGCGGGGCAAGCGCAGGGCGACGGUGAAGGUGUACUACCAGGAGCCGGGCCUGGGCAGCCGCUGGGACCUGGUGGAGAAGCGGGUGGAGCUGCGGCGCAGCGGCUGGCACACCUUCCCGCUGACGGACGCCGUGCGGCUGGCGUUCCAGAGGAGCGGCGCGCGGCGGCAGAACCUGGACGUGCGCUGCGAGGGCUGCGAGGCGGCGGGCGUGCUGCCGGCGCUGAUGAGCCCGGACGACGACGCCCACCGGCCCUUCCUGGUGGUGCGCGCCCGGCAGGCCGACACCAAGCACCGCAUCCGGAAGCGCGGGCUGGAGUGCGACGGCAGCAGCUCGCUGUGCUGCCGGCAGCAGUUCUACAUCGACUUCCGGCUCAUCGGCUGGAACGACUGGAUCAUCGCGCCGUCGGGCUACUUCGGGAACUACUGCGAGGGGAACUGCCCGGCCUACAUGGCGGGCGUCCCCGGCUCGGCCUCGUCCUUCCACACGGCGGUGGUGAACCAGUACCGCAUGCGGGGCAUGAGCCCCGGCUCCAUGAACUCCUGCUGCAUCCCCACCAAGCUCAGCACCAUGUCCAUGCUCUACUUCGACGACGAGUACAACAUCGUCAAGCGGGACGUGCCCAACAUGAUCGUGGACGAGUGCGGCUGCGCUUGACUCCCCCCUCCAGGACUCUGCAGAUGGACGCUUCCACGGCGGAUAUAAAACAGAAUAUUUAUGAACUCGUCCCACACAGAUCCACACACUCGCAUGUAUGCCUGCACAAAAAAAA
Fundulus heteroclitus (mummichog) is the source of this 1700-nucleotide messenger RNA. RefSeq names its product inhibin beta B chain. Gene Ontology annotation, molecular function: growth factor activity; cytokine activity; hormone activity. The transcript has 2 exons. Gene Ontology annotation, cellular component: extracellular region. Bases 410 to 1585 code for a protein of 391 amino acids. The record is from RefSeq and is a predicted model, not a curated record. Gene Ontology annotation, biological process: SMAD protein signal transduction; BMP signaling pathway. NCBI's taxonomy places the organism in Eukaryota, Metazoa, Chordata, Actinopteri, Cyprinodontiformes, Fundulidae.